Penicillium coprophilum is the source of this 1485-nucleotide messenger RNA. Its product is annotated as FMN-dependent alpha-hydroxy acid dehydrogenase. Lineage: Eukaryota; Fungi; Ascomycota; Eurotiomycetes; Eurotiales; Aspergillaceae. The coding region runs from base 1 to 1485 and encodes 494 amino acids. The transcript has 4 exons. The record is from RefSeq and is a predicted model, not a curated record. Gene Ontology annotation, molecular function: oxidoreductase activity; heme binding.
AUGGCAGAUCGGAAAUUGCUGUCUGCUCGGCAGAUUUCAGAGCACAAGACGCCCGAAGACUGCUGGGUUGUGGUCGACAAGCAGGUGUGGGAUGUGACCGAUUUUUUGGAAGAGCAUCCUGGCGGAUCUGCGAUUAUCCUGAAGCAUGCAGGUAGAGAUGCAACAAGAGCCUAUUCCGAAGUUCAUGCACCCAGCGUAAUGAAAAACAACCUCGACCCGAGCAAGCAUAAGGGUGUCCUUGAUGAGUCUACAAUUGACGCGGAGUGGGCCAAACCACCUCCAGAGGAAAGUCCAAAGGUGAUUCUAGAAAAUGAGAAAGCACCGUUGCACACCCUGAUCAACUCGCAUGACUUCGAAGUCGUGGCAUCGAAGACCGCCAACAAGAAGACCUGGGCCUUUUAUUCCAGUGCAGCUACAGAUCUAAUCACACGGAAUGCCAAUAAAUCAUGCUUUGACCGCAUAUGGUUCCGGCCGCGGGUCUUGAGAAAUGUCCGCUCGGUAGAUGCCCGAACAAACAUUCUCGGAGGGAGUUACAAGCUCCCACUAUUCGUGAGCCCGGCAGCAAUGGCUAAGCUGAUCCACCCGGAUGGGGAGCUCGCUAUUGCCAGAGCCUGUGAAAACAAAGGAAUUAUGCAAGGAAUUUCAAAUAAUUCAUCCUACACGAUGGAGGAGCUGCGUACGGCAGCACCCUCAGCCGACUUCUUCUUCCAGUUGUACGUCAACAGAGACCGAGGAAAGUCCGCCGACCUGCUGCGCCAGUGUUCAGCGAACCCGAACAUCAAAGCCAUUUUUGUUACCGUGGACGCCGCGUGGCCUGGUAAGCGCGAAGCCGACGAGCGCGUCAAGGCAGAUGAGAACUUAUCAGUGCCCAUGGCACCGUCGAAGGUGCAGAACGACAAGAAAGGCGGCGGACUUGGCCGUGUCAUGUCUGGGUUCAUUGACCCCGGGCUGACAUGGGAAGAUUUGAAAUGGGUAAAACAACACACGCAUAAGCCGGUGUGUUUGAAAGGAGUGAUGUCAGCGGAUGAUGCGCUGCUUGCCAUGAAAGCAGGGCUUGAUGGUAUCUUGCUCAGCAAUCACGGCGGUCGCAACCUGGAUACGAGCCCGCCGUCAAUCAUCACACUCCUGGAGAUCCACAGGCGUUGCCCGGAGGUCUUUGACCAUAUGGAGGUAUAUGUGGACAGUGGUAUUCGGCGUGGAACGGACAUCCUCAAGGCCGUGUGUCUGGGUGCAACAGCUGUGGGUAUGGGCCGGAGCAUGCUCUUCGCUACCAAUUACGGCCAGGAGGGAGUAGAGCACCUGAUUGACAUUAUGCAAGAUGAGCUGGAAACAUCUAUGCGAAACAUUGGCAUCACAUCUCUGGCGGAGGCGUCCCCCGAUCUCGUGCACACUGGGGAUGUCGACCAUCUGGUUCCGGCGUCUCGCUCGCACCCGUACGCUCAGGCCAUAGCUAAAGGGCGACGACUGAGUUUAUCGAAGCUUUGA